AUGAGUGCGUUGGUUCUGCGCCUCAGACGGGCAGGCAUCAACACGCAAGUUUUGCAGGUGCAGUCCCGGUCCCCCCCUUCCCCCUCUCCUGCAUGCUUUCCACUCACUCCAGCCCCGCUUCCCCCUCUCCUGCAUGCUUUCCACCCACUCCAGCCCCGCUUCCCCCUCUCCUGCAUGCUUUCCACCCACUCCAGCCCCCCUUCCCCCUCUCCUGCAUGCUUUCCACUCACUCCAGCCCCGCUUCCCCCUCUCCUGCAUGCUUUCCACCCACUCCAGCCCCGCUUCCCCCUCUCCUGCAUGCUUUCCACUCACUCCAGCCCCCCUUCCCCCUCUCCUGCAUGCUUUCCACCCACUCCAGCCCCCCUUCCCCCUCUCCUGCAUGCUUUCCACUCACUCCAGCCCCCCUUCCCCCUCUCCUGCAUGCUUUCCACUCACUCCAGCCCCCCUUCCCCCUCUCCUGCAUGCUUUCCACCCACUCCAGCCCCGCUUCCCCCUCUCCUGCAUGCUUUCCACUCACUCCAGCCCCGCUUCCCCCUCUCCUGCAUGCUUUCCACUCACUCCAGCCCCCCUUCCCCCUCUCCUGCAUGCUUUCCACUCACUCCAGCCCCCCUUCCCCCUCUCCUGCAUGCUUUCCACUCACUCCAGCCCCCCUUCCCCCUCUCCUGCAUGCUUUCCACUCACUCCAGCCCCGCUUCCCCCUCUCCUGCAUGCUUUCCACUCACUCCAGCCCCGCUUCCCCCUCUCCUGCAUGCUUUCCACUCACUCCAGCCCCCCUUCCCCCUCUCCUGCAUGCUUUCCACUCACUCCAGCCCCCCUUCCCCCUCUCCUGCAUGCUUUCCACUCACUCCAGCCCCCCUUCCCCCUCUCCUGCAUGCUUUCCACCCACUCCAGCCCCCCUUCCCCCUCUCCUGCAUGCUUUCCACUCACUCCAGCCCCCCUUCCCCCUCUCCUGCAUGCUUUCCACCCACUCCAGCCCCGCUUCCCCCUCUCCUGCAUGCUUUCCACUCACUCCAGCCCCCCUUCCCCCUCUCCUGCAUGCUUUCCACCCACUCCAGCCCCGCUUCCCCCUCUCCUGCAUGCUUUCCACUCACUCCAGCCCCGCUUCCCCCUCUCCUGCAUGCUUUCCACCCACUCCAGCCCCGCUUCCCCCUCUCCUGCAUGCUUUCCACUCACUCCAGCGCCCCUUCCCCCUCUCCUGCAUGCUUUCCACCCACUCCAGCCCCCCUUCCCCCUCUCCUGCAUGCUUUCCACUCACUCCAGCCCCCCUUCCCCCUCUCCUGCAUGCUUUCCACCCACUCCAGCCCCGCUUCCCCCUCUCCUGCAUGCUUUCCACUCACUCCAGCCCCGCUUCCCCCUCUCCUGCAUGCUUUCCACUCACUCCAGCCCCCCUUCCCCCUCUCCUGCAUGCUUUCCACCCACUCCAGCCCCCCUUCCCCCUCUCCUGCAUGCUUUCCACUCACUCCAGCCCCCCUUCCCCCUCUCCUGCAUGCUUUCCACUCACUCCAGCCCCGCUUCCCCCUCUCCUGCAUGCUUUCCACUCACUCCAGCCCCCCUUCCCCCUCUCCUGCAUGCUUUCCACCCACUCCAGCCCCCCUUCCCCCUCUCCUGCAUGCUUUCCACUCACUCCAGCCCCCCUUCCCCCUCUCCUGCAUGCUUUCCACCCACUCCAGCCCCCCUUCCCCCUCUCCUGCAUGCUUUCUACUCACUCCAGCCCCCCUUCCCCCUCUCCUGCAUGCUUUCCACUCACUCCAGCCCCCCUUCCCCCUCUCCUGCAUGCUUUCCACCCACUCCAGCCCCGCUUCCCCCUCUCCUGCAUGCUUUCCACUCACUCCAGCCCCGCUUCCCCCUCUCCUGCAUGCUUUCCACUCACUCCAGCCCCCCUUCCCCCUCUCCUGCAUGCUUUCCACUCACUCCAGCCCCCCUUCCCCCUCUCCUGCAUGCUUUCCACUCACUCCAGCCCCCCUUCCCCCUCUCCUGCAUGCUUUCCACUCACUCCAGCCCCGCUUCCCCCUCUCCUGCAUGCUUUCCACUCACUCCAGCCCCCCUUCCCCCUCUCCUGCAUGCUUUCCACCCACUCCAGCCCCGCUUCCCCCUCUCCUGCAUGCUUUCCACUCACUCCAGCCCCCCUUCCCCCUCUCCUGCAUGCUUUCCACCCACUCCAGCCCCGCUUCCCCCUCUCCUGCAUGCUUUCCACUCACUCCAGCCCCCCUUCCCCCUCUCAUGCAUGCAUUCCACCCACUCCAGCCCCCCUUCCCCCUCUCCUGCAUGCUUUCCACUCACUCCAGCCCCCCUUCCCCCUCUCCUGCAUGCUUUCCACUCACUCCAGCCCCCCUUCCCCCUCUCCUGCAUGCUUUCCGCCCACUCCAGCCCCCCUUCCCCCUCUCAUGCAUGCUUUCCACUCACUCCAGCGCCCCUUCCCCCUCUCCUGCAUGCUUUCCACUCACUCCAGCCCCCCUUCACCCUCUCUAA
Molecule: messenger RNA, 2469 nt
Organism: Closterium sp. NIES-65
Lineage: Eukaryota; Viridiplantae; Streptophyta; Zygnematophyceae; Desmidiales; Closteriaceae
Source: the annotation of a GenBank genome assembly